AUGGCUACAAUAGCCACCCUCCCGAUGCCUAAUUCUCUUCCCAGCUUGGAUGAAAAACCUGAGUACGCCCAUGAUGAGCAGGGGCGUACUGUGAUGGUAAAGCCAAUUCCGGACGCGGUCAAGUCGGAAGCAGGCAUCCUGGUCGACACUGAAGGCUUUCAGGGCGAGAGUUCGCUCAAACUCGCGCCUGACGGACAUACUGUGCUUCUACCUCAGCCAACCGAUGACCCCAAUGACCCCCUCAACUGGUCGUGGGCCAAGAAACACUGUAUUCUGAUUACUAUAGCCUGGGGUGCCCUGUGUGCCGACUUCACUUCUGCAAUGGGUCCUUCUGUUAUCUUCCCCCAAGCAAUCGAAUGGCAAAUCUCUCCCGACACAGCCAACCGUGCUAAUAGUAUGAAUGUCUUAUUUGGCGGCAUUGGUGGACUCAUCUGGGUGCCAAUGAGUUCCUGUUUGGGACGAGCGCCUGUUCUUUUCUGGACCACCAUAGCUGGGUUCGGGUUCAGUAUUGGCGCUGCAGUGUCGCCAACAUAUGAGUGCUACUUCGCUAUGCGAGUGCUUACAGCGCUCUUCCUCACGGCUGGUCAGACCAUGGUCAUUGCGUUCAUCAAGGAUCUGUUUUUCUUUCACGAACGCGCCCGCAAAAUCGGCCUCUGGGCUGCACUCUACAUCGCAUCUCCUUACCUCGGGCCGUGUUUGGGAAAUUUUAUUAUUUCGCAGACGGGGCACUGGCCAGACGUUUACUGGCUCUGCUUGGGUGUUGUCGGUUUGCAAGUCGUGUUGGUUGCACUCUUCGUGGACGAGACAUGGUACAACCGUCAGAAGGAUAGUCAUGAGCACCCAUGCAGGCCAGCAGGUGUGGCUGGUCGCUUUUCACGACUUCUUGGAGUGUGGCAGCUGCAGCAUCACAAGGCCUAUUUUCCAAAGACACUUACAGCCAUUAAGAGAUUCGUCCUUGCUAUCACAAGACCGGUGGUCUUUCUAACGUGCCUGAACUACCUUAUGAUCUUCGCGUGGGCUAUUGGAAUCAACAUUUCUACUAGCAUUCUAUUCGCGCAACCGCAAAGUAUCGGGGGCUACGGCUAUUCGAACAAGGGCCUGGGUUUCCUUUACUUCACACCUAUCGGAGGCGUUGUCAUCGGCGAGGUUUUCGGCCAUUUCUUCAAUGAUUAUUUGGCGCGCCGAUACGUCCAUAAGCAUCGAGGCGUUUUUGAGCCUGAACAACGUCUUUGGAUGGCUUAUAUAUCGAUUGGACUCAUGGCCCCGGCGCUUAUUCUUGUUGGCGAGGCUCUGAGAUACCACUUGAAUGUUGCCGCUAUCGUUUUCGGUUGGGGAACAUUCGUCGUGGGCUGUAUGACGAUGUCAGUUGCUGUGCAGGCAUACUUGCUCGACUCCUACCCAAGCAUGCCGGCUGAGCUGGGAGGCUGGCUCAACUUCGCGCGCACAUUUGGUGGCUUCGGUGUUGGAUAUUUCCAAUCACCCUGGGCAGCCAAGGUUGGUGUGGAUGUAAGUUUCGGCACACAGGCCGCGAUCGUGGUCUGCGCGGCUAUCCCAAUUAUGAUUGCUCAUCGCUUUGGACAUCGAUAUUGUUUCGGCAAGACAAAACUGGAGCCCAAUGUGCCAAAAUGGCGGGAUCCCGAGAAGGCCCUUCACCAGGCGUCGAACAAUGACCAGAACCGGUUCUCGGGCUGGUCCCUCGAGCUUAAGCGAGGAAAAGAGGGUCGACGCCUGAAAGGCGUCCACAAGUCUAGCCCGUUGAACACCGACUGGAAGAACCUUCGCGGUUACUACCAAAAGCUGACCGAGACGAAAAUCAACGAUGAAGAUGGCUUAGAAGUGCGAGGGUUAGUAGCGUGA
Messenger RNA from Penicillium canescens, 1857 nucleotides. Its product is annotated as major facilitator superfamily domain-containing protein. Gene Ontology annotation, molecular function: transmembrane transporter activity. The record is from RefSeq and is a predicted model, not a curated record. The coding region runs from base 1 to 1857 and encodes 618 amino acids. The transcript is spliced from 5 exons. Gene Ontology annotation, biological process: transmembrane transport. NCBI's taxonomy places the organism in Eukaryota, Fungi, Ascomycota, Eurotiomycetes, Eurotiales, Aspergillaceae.